This is a messenger RNA of Moneuplotes crassus, 783 nucleotides long. NCBI's taxonomy places the organism in Eukaryota, Ciliophora, Spirotrichea, Euplotida, Euplotidae. The record is from the annotation of a GenBank genome assembly.
AAAAUGGGCUCAUGAUGAAGUGAUAAGAAAGUUCAACUUUAUGAAACAAGGUUUGAUGUUGACAAGAAAACUUCUUCCAAUAUUGUCAAAAAGGGAGAGGUUAGUCAAUUCUCUCAAAAAUUUCAAGAACCAGAAGUAGAGGGUUAUAUUCACCAACAUGAGAGGCAGCAAGAAUACUUAUUUUUCAAGAGUAUUGCUAGAAAAGAACCUUCUGAGUUCCCUUGACAAGUUGUUGAAUCAAAUAUUCCAACUAGAGAGAACGCUAAGACAAAACCUCGAAAUAUGAAGAAACAGGAUGAAGAUGUUUCAACCAGAGUUGAUACAAAGGAGAAGAAAGAAUAUCAGGAAUCUGAACCAAUUAUUGAAGAAUUUGAUCUUUCUAAUUCUAACGAAGAGUCUAUACAACCUGUUCAUGGGCAAAAUAAUGUAAAACAACAUAAGCUUAAAGGAGACAAAGUGGGAGAAAAGGUAGAAGUUAAGAGAAAAAACAAGAAAUCUCAAUUCAAAUCAAGAAAUGGCAGUAAAGAACAAUUUGGGAUAAAACCAAAAUCAAGAAACAAUAUGAUUUCAAGACAUCAAACAGAUCCAGGAAGCGAUGAUAUUUUUAAAGCCAGGCAGAAAGGUCAGUUUGAUUCUAGAAUGCUUUCUCCAUUCAGAAUGAAUAACACAUCUAUCCAGGACACCUCUCCUACCCCAAUCAGAACAAACAACGACCAAUAUUGCCUUCCUUCAAAAGUAACGUUUAUCCCAUAUUAACUUAAUUCAACUCAAAAUUUCAAAAUU